AUGAGCCUUGGUUCAGACUUUCAGGCCUACGCUCAGUUUGCAGGAGCUCCUCUCAAACUGCGGAAGAUCUCCAAUCCCUGGAGGAGUCCCAGCGGAUCACUUCCUGCUCUGAGGACCAAUCGGACAGAGACUCUGUCCAGGCCCUCUGACAUCAUCAUCCACCUAAGAAAACAGAAAUAUAAUGCCGACUAUGAUUUGUCAGCGAAGGAGGGAGCAGACAGCCUGGCCUUCAUCUCUCUGCUGGAGGAGAAACUCAAACCUGCCCUGAUCUACACCUUCUGGGUGGAGCCGAAGAACUACGUGGACGUGACUCGCCGCUGGUACGCGGAGCACCUUCCCUUCCCGCUGAACUUCUUCCUGCCCGGGCGCAUGCAGCGGCGCCGGCUGGAGACGCUGCAGCUGCUGCGAGGAGACCAGAGCCUGGAGGCUGGGGACGAGCUGGAGAAGGAGACUGAUGAGCUUCAGUUUCCCCGACAGGCUGGAACACACUACCCAGCAUGCUCUCUGCCUCCACACUGCAGUGAGGAACACAUUACCCAUAGGCCUGUCCUCGACUAA
Molecule: messenger RNA, 558 nt
Organism: Perca flavescens (yellow perch)
Lineage: Eukaryota; Metazoa; Chordata; Actinopteri; Perciformes; Percidae
Product: metaxin-1
Exons: 6
Coding region: 1-558 (185 amino acids)
Biological process (GO): mitochondrion organization
Cellular component (GO): SAM complex; cytoplasm
Source: RefSeq, a predicted model, not a curated record